CUCGCAUGCCGUUCUUUCCAACCCCUCCCCACCCCCGGGGAUGAUGUGACGACGUGAACGUGCGCGUAAGCGUUUUCUAAAGCACACUUACCGAGAGCGACAGGGAAGGGGAACGAACGAACGGAAACGAACGGGAGCGAAGGGGAAAGAAGAGUGGGGUGGGGGGAAGGAGAGUAAAGCAUCGGACAGGGAGGAUAGGUACCGAUCGCGGCACCUGAUGGUCACGGGUAACAGUCGCCGGUGGGAGCCUGUUCUGUGUACUGGACUUCGUGUACUGGAGUUCGUGGACGGGGCAUGGAAGGCAGAUUUGGGCUUGGAAUCCAUGGGACGAGGAUGACCCAUUCGGCAGGGAAAUGUGGCCGCAGAGGUCGUGCGUAGCCGAGUGAGCGAUCCUUCAGCAAUUCGUGUGCCGAGUGGAAGGCUUUUCGUCUGAGAAGAGAAGGCUGGCGCCAUGAUGGGAAUGCAAAGCCCGUCGCUGGCUCGAUGUGAAAUUCACUCGGGAGCGAAUGUCUGCUCCAGCAAUUCUACUCUGUCGCAGCUGAACGAAUUAUCUCAUAAAUUUAUUCAUACAGUGAACAAUUGUGCAUUUCCCGUGGGCACAGUGCCUCGUCUUAAAGAUAGGAUAUGGAGCCGGAGAAGUAAAGCGGAGGACGUGUUGGGAAUUCUCUCGAAGCAUUCACCUUCAUGCUCAUUUCAUCAGGCCGAACAAACACAAGGCAGACUGUUACAUUCUAGGCGGCAAAUACAAGAAGUCAGUACGUUUGCAAAUUUUCUCAAUCGCCACGGGAAAUCGAACUAUUGUCAAUUGCACAGUGCAUCAUCAUACUCCUUUUUUGUUCAAUCAAGCACAAGAAUAGGCACACAGCAGCCGUUGUCAGCUAGCAGCCUUCCGAGAUCUGUAGAGGACGAAGUGUGGGAAGGGAGGAGUAAGGAUGAGGACGAUUCGGAGUCAGACACUGAUGAUCAACCUGGAUCAAUUGCAGACUUAAACGGCAUCUCCUCGCAAUAUGUAACCUCUCAGGAAGCAAGCGAUGUAGAUGAUGAGCAGGCAUGGCCAGCUGAUGACGAGAUAUCCUUCUUCUCAGAUGUCCAAAACCAGCCUUCCAAGAGAAAGAAGAGAGGAUCUCUGGGAGUAAGGAAACCGCUGCCAGAAGCAGAAAAGGCCGAUUUUGCAACCAGGUUUGGGCUUACUGCGCAUCACUCUCAAUCAUCCCAGAUCGAGGAAGCUAGUGACUUCGAGUACUACGUACCGAAAGUCGGAGAUGAAGUUAUGGGGGUGAUCGUUUCUGGGAACGAUUACAAGCUCGACGUGGAUGUCGGUGCUCAACAACUUGGACGCAUGCUCACGAAGGAUGUUUACCCUGUGGACCUAUUCCGGUCAGAUGAACUCUUCUGGGAGAUGAAUGCUGUAGAGGGAGGUGCAACGCAGGAUUUCCCUGUAGGCCGAUUCCGACUCGUGCGUGAUGAAGAAGUUUUUUGUCUUCCGGCAGCCAGGGCUCCAAUCGUCGAAGUUGGCACAGUUUUAAGGUUGAAAGUGCAGGGUGUAACUCUGAGCGGGAGGCCUAUACUUUCCUCGAGAAAGGUUUCGAUUCCUGUAGCCUGGGAACGUGUUCGACAGAUUAAAAAACAGAACGAGCCCUUUGAGGUGCAAAUACUCGAAUGGAAUUCUGGUGGAGUUCUUACGAAAAUUGAGGGACUACGAGCUUUUCUACCCCUCAACCAGUUUCUAAAGAGGUCAAUGGGGACUGGUGCGCUCAAGUCUCGGGUCGGAGAACGUGUGCAGGUCCUAAUUACAGAAGUUGAUGAAGAAAGUGGGAAGUUGAUAAUCAGCGAGAAGCGAGCAUGGGGAUGGAAAAACCUUGGCCCAGGUUCGUUACACGAUGGGAUAGUAAACAAAAUCUUCCCUUUUGGAGUGGAAGUGAGCUUGACUGGUACAUCAUUACGCGGUAUGGUACAUAUAUCGAAUGUGUCCCGCUCCAGGGUGAAGGAUUUAGAAGAAAUAUUUUCAGUAAACGAGGAAGUUAAAGUGAUGGUGGUGAAGUCCCCCAUCCCACACAGGAUCGCUUUAAGCACAGCUGAUUUAGAGAGCAGCAAAGGUCUUAUUCUUGAAGACAAGCAGAGAGUUUUCAGUGAAGCGGCUGAAAUGGCAUCACGAUAUCGUAGUAGCUUAACCGAGGUUGAUCAGGAGGAGGACAAUAUUAGCGAAGUAGAGAUGAUUGAGAAUGAGAUAGCAAAUCGUGAUUGGCUUCAUUUCGGAGAGGAGACAGAUUCUGGGGAGUUGGGUCAACCUAACAACGAGCAGUAGGACCAUUUGACCACAAGUGCCCCUUAUCGAAGUCAAUUAUCAAGUUUUGCCGUAUUUAUGUUUCUGCAUGGGAAGUAUUCACAGCACAAAUGCACUCACUCGACACUGAGCAUGAAGCUCAUAUAUGUACUAAGAAGGAUGAUGUCGUGCUGAAAUCACCAAUUCUUACCACACACUCGCCAUUCAAAUCAGGGUGCUGGUGGAGUCCGUGUAUUGGUCUACAUGCGUUGACAAUGCUCGUUGGACACCAACAUAGCGCACAGCGUAAUGCGGUGACGAGCAUAACGAAUGAAUUCCGUUGACUAGAGCAACGAGAGCGCUUCAGCAGCCAAUUACCGGGAAACCGGCUUAACCCAUGUGCAGUCGAUUUUAGGCUUUGAAAUUAUCAUAAUCUCCACUCACCUCAAAGUUUCCAGCGGUUCCUUCCACCUCAUCGCCAGAUAAUGCUUUGUGUCACAGUGUAUGUGGAGACUAUAUGUGUGAGUUCCAUGAUUCUCAAAUGGUCGGUACUUCUGAGAUCGCCAUCCAUAUGCGGGGAGAUCGUCUAUCCUUAUAGCCCAGGAUAAAGGGGCCAAGUCGAGAAGCAGAACACUUCCAAUCCCUCACCAGAGUCACCGAUGUGAAUAUUGUAUUUCAAAGUUGUCUGGAAAACUGCACAUUUGCAACCAAGUGGAUGUUCUUGAUAAUGGAUGGCCUCAUACCACGCGUGGUC
Molecule: messenger RNA, 3017 nt
Organism: Marchantia polymorpha subsp. ruderalis
Lineage: Eukaryota; Viridiplantae; Streptophyta; Marchantiopsida; Marchantiales; Marchantiaceae
Source: the annotation of a GenBank genome assembly